UCUCGUUGCGGUCUCCAGGGAAGAAAUGAUGGAUGUGUAGUUCUUCAAGGAACCUUUCAGUGUGCUUUUAAAGCAGGUUGAAUGGGAAAAACAUCAUGGACGUCUGCAGGGAAAGGCUCGGUAUCGUCCCAGUAACGACCCUAAUACCUGAAAAUGUGUCCGUGUCUCUUUGCUGAUCUUUCUUAGCAUGGGCUGUAAGGAUUAGUUAGCCUCGGCACCAAGCAGCGACCGCACUUCCAAGUGACAGUGUGGCUGCGGUUUUCUGAGCAGAGAUGGGCAAGCUGCAGAGCAAGUUUCGGAAGAGGUCUGAUCUAUACAGAACAUCUCAAGGGGAGAAAGCUGAGAACUCUUUUGACAGUCAGGUGUUGCAAUAUGAACCUGCCCACCAGGGAUCCAUCAACACUGUAACCAGUCUCAGCCCAGAUCUGUGUGUUUCUGGUGGCAGUGAUCAGGCUGUGGUGGUGUAUGACUGGCAACAAGGCCGCAUGUGUCAGUCCUUCCAGGGUCACAACAGAGAGGUUACCAAGGUGCUUUGUUAUCCUGGCAGUACAUGGAUUUUCAGUGCCUCUCGGGACAAGACUGUUCUAAUGUGGGACCUGAACCAGGGAGAUGAACCCAUUCAGGAGUUUUGUGGACAUGAGCUGGUUGUCAAUGGAAUAGCCAUCAGCCCUGAUGGGAGAAAGCUUUGCACCGGCUCCCGGGACAACUGGAUGUGCCUGUGGGAUAUAGAAUCUGCAAAAUGUGAACACAGACACAACAUCUCAAGAAACCUGGUAACUCAUGUGUGCUGGGUGCCUGCUAGUUACUCUGUAGUUCAGACCUCAGAGGAUAAAACUAUAAGGGUGUGGGACAGCCGUUCGUGGCAGGUAACCAAUACUUUUCCAGCUAAGCAGUAUAUACAGACUCACUGUGAUGUCUCUCCAAACGGGAACUACUUGGUGUCCAGCAGCAAUGGCUCUGGGGGCCAGGGCUGUGAAGCCACGCUCUGGGACUUGCGUCAGCCUGGUUGUAAAGUGGUGGAGUACAGAGGUCACCUGCAGACCACAGCCUGCUGUAUUUUUCUACCUGCAUCUUCUGGUGGCUCGGCUCAGAUAGCAACAUCCUCCCAUGACAGCUCGGUAAAAAUCUGGGAUCAGAAUACGGCAGGUUGGACCACAAUUAAUGAUUUGUUUAGGUACGUUGUCCCUGGAUGGUGCUGGACCACUGCUUUCUGUAGCUUCCACCGAUUCUACCAGUUUGCUGUGUGCCAGCUUCAACUCCGGUCUCCAACAUAUCCAGGUGGAGCUGGGAUCCCCUCAAGCUCAGGGUCUUGGUGGUGGUUCCGGUGGUGCUGGAAGCCUAGAUAUGAGAGUUGUGGCACGUUUCUGACAGCAAAUAAGCAACUGUUUGCAGUUCAUACAGAGAAUCAUUACAUACCAGUAGGUGCAGUUGGAUACAAUGGAUUUUCUCACUCUGUGGCUUCCUUUACUCCAUCAGUUUUCUGUUACGCUGCGUUCUUUCUCUCUCAGACAUCUUGUCAUCUUCACGGUACAAGCAUAAAAAUAAAUCGGCAGAAGCUUUUUUGCUGCUUCCAGCUCUUGCGGUCUGAACGUAGCGUUAAAUUAAAAUAAUUUUCCAAAUUUCUUUAGUUGUUGCCUCCUUGACCCUCCUGGUCUUUCAGUCAUUCUUCUUUCUCCAAAUCUCAGUCUUUUCAUACUUCUCAUGGCAGAAAAUCUAUUAUAUCU
Cyprinodon variegatus (sheepshead minnow) is the source of this 1724-nucleotide messenger RNA. RefSeq names its product WD repeat domain 31 (gene wdr31). The record is from RefSeq and is a predicted model, not a curated record. Gene Ontology annotation, molecular function: protein binding. Lineage: Eukaryota; Metazoa; Chordata; Actinopteri; Cyprinodontiformes; Cyprinodontidae. The transcript is spliced from 10 exons. Bases 273 to 1610 code for a protein of 445 amino acids.